Lachancea nothofagi CBS 11611 is the source of this 681-nucleotide messenger RNA. The record is from the annotation of a GenBank genome assembly. Lineage: Eukaryota; Fungi; Ascomycota; Saccharomycetes; Saccharomycetales; Saccharomycetaceae.
AUGUGGUCGUACCUGUUUGGUGCUGGAGCUGCGAACAAGAAUAAAGAUGCCCCAAAAAAGGCCAUCUUAGAUCUGCGGGAGCACAUAACGCUUCUGGGAAAGAAAGAAGCUCAUUUGCAAACACAAGUUACCACCCAGGAACAAGCUGCUCGGCAACUACUCGGGAAAAACAAUAAAGUUGGGGCAAAAAAUGCGUUAAAGCGCAAGAAGACGUAUGAGUCGCAACUGUUAAAAAUCCAGGCGCAAAUGGAUUCUCUGGAGCAACAGCUGCACUCCAUCGAAUCUGCUAAUUUGAACUUGGAGACGAUGAAGGCCAUGAAACAAGGUGCGUCCGCCAUGAAGAAUAUUCACAAAGGUAUGGAUAUUGAUAAAGUUGAUGAGACCAUGGACGAGAUCCGCGAGCAGGUGGAACUGGGCGAAGAAAUCUCGGAUGCCAUUUCCAGACCUUUGCAUGCUGGUGCUGAAGUGGAUGAGGAUGAAAUCGACGAAGAACUGGAGGCUUUGGCCGCCGAAAACGUCAAGCAAGAAGUUGUACCACCUCAAAGACUCCCAUCGGUACCUCAGGACAAGGUUUUCGAGUGGGACAGGCCGCAAGAAGCUACGCGAACCGAAGAAGAAGAAGAGGAGGAAGACGAAGACGAACGUGCGCUACGCGAACUUCAGGCAGAAAUGGGCUUAUGA